AUGAUGGGCCAUCACAUUUUGCCAUUCAUAGACUUUUACUGGUCUUUUGAUCCUGGAUUUAGAGUGAAUGAAAUUGCCGAUAAAGAAUCCUUCUUCCACUGUAGUUAUCUUAAGAUAUCUACAUCUUACAUCUUAAGAUACAUCUUAAGAUGUCUACAUCUUAACGACAAUACAAAACAGCCAAAAAAGGACAGCCCUGAUUACGAUAAGUUGUACAAAGUACGUCCAAUAUUACAUUUGUUUAACCAAGCCUGUCAAGAUAAUGCAGAGGAAUCUUGUUCGCAAAGCAUUGAUGAGUCCAUGAUUUUGUUCAAAGAGCGGUCAUUCCCAAAACAGUACAUGCCUCUCAAGCCCAUAAAGCGUGGGUACAAAGUCUGGUGUCGGUGUGACAGCCAGACAAGUUACCUUUACGAGUUUGAUAUUUACACAGGCAAAACUUCAAAUUCAGUGGAAGAAGGAUUAGGAGCAAAUGUAGUAAAAAAAACUGACCAAGAAACUAAUAGAGAAGGAAGUACAGAACGUGCAUAUAACAUUUGA
Messenger RNA from Parnassius apollo (apollo), 537 nucleotides. The record is from the annotation of a GenBank genome assembly. NCBI's taxonomy places the organism in Eukaryota, Metazoa, Arthropoda, Insecta, Lepidoptera, Papilionidae.